AUUGGGCAUAGUGUGUGUGUCGGCUUUUUUCGUAUUACGGAUACAGUUAUACAGACAUACAACUGCUGCACAUUAUCGGCUAAAAGCUUUUCUUACCUACCGUCAACACCUUUGACAACAAACCAAAACUGAUUCCUUCCUUUUUCGCGCUUGCACCAGAGCAAGUCUUCCAGCUUUGGUUCCGUUUGGGCAGAAAACCUAUCAUUGGAGAUUAUGUAAGGCUAAAUGACGACAACGUGCGACAACAGCAUGCAUGGCUGUCUUGGGAUCCUGCUGCAAGAACGCGGCAGACAAGUUGGGACCCGUACGGAAAUUGUAAUUUAAUUAGAUGCCACUGUCAGUGGAUAUUGUUCAACGUAUCACUAGUGCGGACUAUCACGCAUAAUGGUCUACCUCACCAAGACACCACUCGGAUCACCGGUGGAAGCCAACGGACCGCGCGAUUUUACGCAGAAUGUGGAUGAUGAAAAUUUUGACGCAACCAGUCCAUUAACCAGUCCAACUGCCGCUGCAACACAAGGCAACCUCCUGACCAUUCCAGUCAAUAACUUACUGGCAGUGCCCAGUCCCGGUGAUCCCGUACGUCGACUGAGUUGCAUUACUCUGGAAGAGCGCGUUACAUGGGACAAGAAAAUUGACUUUUUGUUAAGUGUAAUCGGAUUUUCUGUGGAUUUAUCUAAUGUUUGGCGGUUUCCUUACCUUUGCUACAAAAAUGGCGGGGGUGCUUUUUUGGUGCCUUACAUGAUAUUCUUUAUACUGGGUGGCGUUCCUUUAUUCUAUUUGGAGCUGGCGUUGGGCCAGUACAAUCGGAAAGGCGCUGUGACGUGCUGGGGACGCUUAGUGCCCCUUUUCAAAGGAGUUGGUCUUGCCGUUGUUGUAGUUUCGUUUUUUGUUGACCUUUUCUACAACCAAAUCCUAAGCUGGGCAUUAUACUUCUUUUUUGCUUCCUUUUCUUCGACACUUCCCUGGGCUACUUGUGGGAAUGACUGGAACACCGAUGAUUGUACGGGGGCGUACGAUGAAGUCACAGAUGUGUCAGGAGUGUUAUCGCAUUUCAACUGUGACCUUUCGGCACCAGCCACCAGUCUGGUGCCGCAGCAGAUCUCUCCAUGUCUUCGCUCAAAGCUAGGUUUUAAUCUAACCGCCAACAAUUUUACACCCUCCGCCAUCCUGGAAGCCUGUCUACUGCUUCAGUCUAACAUUUCAAUCUCAACGAAUCAUUGCCGAUCGUCUGCUGACGAGUAUUUUUAUCGCUCUGUCUUGGAGGUGCAUAAAAGUUCCGGUCUGGAUGAUCUAGGAAUUGUGCUCUGGCCUAAUGCCUUGUGUCUAUUAGCCAUAUACAUCAUUUGCUACUUCAGUUUAUGGAAGGGUGUCUUAUCCUCCGGAAAGGUUGUUUGGUUUACAGCCGUCUUUCCUUACAUCGGUCUAAUUGCCCUGCUAAUUCGCGGUGUAACCCUUCCGGGAUCAUUGGAUGGUAUUAUGUACUAUCUUACACCCAAUUUCGAGGAAUUAUACAAGCCAUCGGUAUGGGUCGAUGCCGCGACACAGGUUUUCUUCUCUCUUGGACCUGGUUUUGGGGUAUUGUUGGCGUUUGCGUCCUACAAUAAAUUCAACAAUAACGUUUACUACGAUGCCAUCCUAACAAGCUGUAUCAAUUUGUUAACUUCCUUCCUAUCUGGGUUGGUGAUCUUCAGUGUGCUUGGCUAUAUGGCAUGGAAAGUGCGUAAGAAGGUGGAGGAUGUGGCAAAGGAAGGCCCUGGUCUAGUGUUUGUGGUUUAUCCGGAAGCGUUGGCCACUAUGCCGGGUUCGGCAUUCUGGUCGGUGUUCUUCUUCCUCAUGCUACUGACCAUUGGUCUGGAUAGUUCUUUUGCCGGCUCCGAAGCCGUUAUUACCGGUGUCAGCGAUGAGGUUCCACUAUUUGAAAAACAUCGGGAGAUUUUUGUCGGAUGCUUGUUCACUUUCUACUUUUUCGCAGCCGGAUUGGCAACUUGCACUCAGGGAGGAUUUUACAUUGUGCAACUUUUGGAUUCCUAUGCAGCUGGAUAUUCGCUAAUGUUAGCGGUUUUCUUAGAGUGCAUUGCCGUAUCCUGGAUUUAUGGUCAAAAACGCAUAUGCGAGGACAUUCGCGAAAUGCUGGGAUUUACGCCUGGGUUAUUCUGGAGAAUAUGCUGGCGCUGGGUUUCUCCGUUAGCUGUUUUGUUUAUAAUCCUGUAUGGAAUCUACAACUAUGAGCCACUGGUGGUCAACGAUUAUAAGUAUCCGACGUGGGCCAACGCGCUGGGAUGGUGCAUCGCUGCGGUAUCGAUGUUGUGCAUGCCGGUUGUGGCCAUUAUUAAAUUUAUCAGGACGCCCGGGUUACCCUUACAGCGAUUAAAAAAGCUGAUCACCCCAUACCGGGAUACGCAUGCGCAGAAGCGUGCGCGGAGUCGUACCGCCAGUAUUAUGGCCAUGGAUCUGCACGCUAAUGUCAAGAACAACGGCAACCACAUUGCAGCUGCUAUGCACACCUAAAUCGGAGUUCACUAUUUGCUGUAUAGUUAUGAAACUUAAGCUAAUGCACGAUUACUUCAAAUCGUUUUUCCCGGUAUUAUGCAUAUUCCUCACAAUUUCAUAAUUACAACGCAAAAGAAAUAGUACGUUACUUGUAGUAUCCGUACUUGUAUUUAGAUCGUGUAGUUGACCUGCAGUUGUGUAUUGCGGCAAAACAAAGAUUCAGUUUGCUGAUCGUUGUAUCUGUAUUAGAUUUUGAAAUAAUUCGAUUUAGAUUAGGAAAUGCUUUGUUUGUGUAGGUAUUAAUACAAAUAACAUAUAUGAUGCAUCAAGGUUAUUUUG
Paramacrobiotus metropolitanus is the source of this 2832-nucleotide messenger RNA. Its product is annotated as sodium-dependent dopamine transporter-like. Bases 385 to 2511 code for a protein of 708 amino acids. Gene Ontology annotation, molecular function: dopamine:sodium symporter activity. The record is from RefSeq and is a predicted model, not a curated record. Gene Ontology annotation, cellular component: neuron projection; neuronal cell body membrane; presynaptic membrane. Lineage: Eukaryota; Metazoa; Tardigrada; Eutardigrada; Parachela; Macrobiotidae. The transcript has 18 exons. Gene Ontology annotation, biological process: sodium ion transmembrane transport; dopamine uptake involved in synaptic transmission.